AGUUACGGCAAACCAAGCUCUGCUCAAUGGCGAAGCCAUACAGCUCCAUCUCACAACUCCUCCGUCCCAUCUCCACUGACCUCAACACCAGAAGUCUUUGCCCCAGCACUCGAUUCGCCAUUCGCUCCGACUUCCAUAGAGGAGCUUCUCUAGCAUCUGCAGCUGCUGCUUCCCGUGGAAACGAAGCUCGCCAGCAGCACUCGAGGAAUAGGGACGCGCAGGCGGCGCCGCGAGCACCACGGCGAUUGAUCACCAUCUCGACGUCGGGUGGGAGGUGGCAGGGGCAGUGGAGCUGCGAGUACAUGUUCACGCUCAGAGAGCUUCAGCUGGCGGACAUUGCAGAAGAGGGGCACGACGACGCGGACGUCUUUGUUAGGCUUACCAUUCAAAAGCAUGCGAGCUUUGGCUUCUCCAUUGUUGGAAGAAUUAUGACAUCCUUCAACAGAAAAUGCAGUUGCUGCUUGACAUCCUAUUGCAGAGAGAUCGAUACCACAUUUGAUGUUUGGGUACUACCUUCAAGCAAGAACGGCAAGUUUGAACUUCCUGAAAUUGGUGGAAACGAUCCUUCGGUGAUAUAUGUGAAACCUGGCUCGGAAGCUGAUCUUGAUUCAAUAAUCCAAGAUACCAUACGUUUGACAGCCUCGGCAAAGGACACCUGCUCAGAAUCAUGUGCGAAGACUACAAUCAUAUGGCAAUCUACUGAUGAGAAGAAGGAGUAUGACCGAAGGUGGCAUAGGCUUCUCGAAAUAAGGGAUGCAAUGUAGAGCAUGCUCAAGUUUAUCAGUCUACAGGUGGUUUGUUAAUACAAAGAAUAGAUGGUUUUCUUCAAGAUAAUACGAUAGAUGAAUUGUGAGAACGUUAGCAUUUUUAAUCAGCAGAGUUCAGAAUGA
Molecule: messenger RNA, 890 nt
Organism: Musa acuminata subsp. malaccensis (wild Malaysian banana)
Lineage: Eukaryota; Viridiplantae; Streptophyta; Magnoliopsida; Zingiberales; Musaceae
Source: RefSeq, a predicted model, not a curated record